ACGCAAACAACGCACAACUUUCUCGCGCAAGCGUAACUCCAAACUCGCUGCUCACGCUCUCCGCGCAAGAAUGUGAUAUUGAGAUCUCUUGUGUAACGUACGCCUGCUGUUUCACCGCCAAUUUGGUAGUAUACGUUACAUAAAUUGCUUGAAACGAAAAUACGCAGUUUUCUUUUGAGACAGGGGAAAACGGAACAACUGUAUGUGAGCUGUGUGCAAAGUGACAGAAAGAGCGAGAAUCAUGAUGAAGAUAAGUCCUCAUUCACUCUUCCUCUUCGGUCCUUGAGACAGUCUGGAAUCAAAGUUUUGACGUGUCAGGCAUCACAACGGCCAUAGAGGAGAUAAAAAGGAGGGAGUUGAGCUCUUCCUCUGUGCAAGCUUCAUCAUCAUCUUCUCCAUCUGCAAUGGAGAUUGCCCUGCGGCAGCAGAAAGAGUGAGUGAGAGAGAGAGAGAUGCAAGAGAAAAAGGACCCUCAGCCCAAAUCUGCCAGCAGCCUGGGAAAGGCUCAUCCUGCCCUGAAGGCCUUCAUGUGCGGCUCUCUCAGCGGCACCUGCUCCACUCUGCUGUUCCAGCCGUUGGAUCUGGUGAAGACCAGACUGCAGACCCUGCAAAACAACAGGCACCCAGGAGCUCCUAAAGUGGGGAUGAUUACGGUCUUUUUCAACGUGAUCCGCACAGAGAAACUGCUUGGCCUGUGGAAGGGGGUUUCACCGUCGUUCAUGCGCUGUAUCCCUGGUGUAGGGAUCUACUUCAGCACAUUUUAUUCGCUGAAGCAGCACUUCUUCCAGGAUAGGUCUCCAAGCGCUGGGGAGGCGGUUUUGCUUGGGGCGGGAGCUCGUUGUGUGGCAGGUGUGGCCAUGCUGCCCUUCACAGUCAUUAAGACUCGUUUUGAGAGUGGGCGGUACAAUUACAUAAGCGUGGCUGGUGCUCUUAAAAGUGUGUGUCAGAACGAAGGCCCCAGGGCUCUUUACUCUGGGCUCACAGCAACUUUGCUCAGAGACGCCCCGUUCUCUGGCAUCUAUGUCAUGUUCUACAGCCAGGCCAAAAAGGCUUUGCCACAGGAAAUCAGCUCGUCCUCUUUUGUCCCACUGGUUAAUUUUGGCUGUGGUGUGGUGGCUGGUAUUUUGGCUUCUCUAGCCACUCAACCAGCAGAUGUGAUUAAAACCCACAUGCAAGUGAGCCCAGCGUUGUAUCCCAAGACCAGCGAUGCUAUACACCACGUUUAUGCUAAGCAUGGCUUGAGCGGGUUCUUUCGAGGAGCAGUUCCUCGUUCUCUGAGGAGAACCCUUAUGGCUGCCAUGGCCUGGACUGUGUACGAGCAGCUGAUGGCACGCAUGGGCCUGAAGUCCUAAAGACACCCAACGCACUUUAUGUGUGGACUUCAUUCUGUGUGUGUCCGUUGCAGGAGCGUGUGCUUUUGGUGAAAAUAUGGCAUUCUGUUAUCCUUGAAGGCUUGAUUAAAAACAAAAGCAGCUGGUGUUGGCUGAGGUACCGGUAAUAGCGGGUUUGCGUGUGAGAGUGUCUGUUUGUGUUAGUGUUUUCAGGUGCAGUGAGUCGUUACCCCGUGACACCUCUGACAGUGACAUUCCUAAAUUGCCACAUUGUGAGUUUGUCUGCCUUGUCGACGCCUGCAUAUUGAGAGAGCGAUACGUACUGAGGAAUACCAAUGAGAGACUGCUGAAUCAUGUGCCGUCAGCUCACAAGAAACACUCCUUUCACAGGAAGAAAAUCCCCCUUUUGGCAACUAACCGUCGAUACCACAUGUCUCACCCACCUUUGCAGGGUUUUCAUAAACACACAAUUCAGUGGACUCCAGUGUCUAAGAUAGUUCUUAAGCCUAGUCCUCUGAGUUAAAUCCUGUUUAGUCAAAGAUGAGGCUUAGUGGGUGUCCAAGAGACAUGUUGACAUAAUACUCCAGUGCUCCGACAAUCAGACCGAAUUACUCUAGGGCUGACAACACAUGACUGUCUCACCAACAUGCUCCGUUCCGACUAUAAUUGCGCGUCUUUAUGCGGUGAUUUGUGCCGUUCUACUGAUUUCCUGUGCUGUAUGACUGGACGUAUUUUUCAGUGCAUUCCAGUACACUGGGUUUUCUUAUUUUCUUGAACACUCACUCCUAGGCACAGACAAAGCCAGGAUUUGGAUUGAAUGAGACUUUGAUUUAGACCUGGAGAAACGUAAUAUUUAUUAAAGAAACAGGGGAGAACAAGUGUUGUAAUCGUUUCUGAGAAAAUAAUGUUUGAAGUGGAACGUAUCACUGAGAAAUUACAAUACUUAAUUUAUCGUGUUUGCAAACGUGUUGCCGGAUCAUUUUGACUGACAUUUUGUCGUAUUGACGUUUUGUGUAAAACCGCUGUAAGACGCUAUCGGUGAUGCUUGGUGUGAGCACAACAGUGUAAUGUUACAAAAAACAGAAGUCUGACAAAAACAUGUGGUUCUUGACCCUUUAGAAUUUGUAGAUAAAAUGAAGCCCAUGAGAACCAUUACGAUUUUUGGCAUUGUGACGUUAUUUUCAUUCCUGGCACAUAUAUAUAUAUAUAUAUAUAUAUAUAUAUAUAUAUA
Messenger RNA from Labeo rohita (rohu), 2562 nucleotides. It is a transcript of the gene slc25a38b, whose product is annotated as solute carrier family 25 member 38b. The record is from RefSeq and is a predicted model, not a curated record. Gene Ontology annotation, molecular function: glycine transmembrane transporter activity. NCBI's taxonomy places the organism in Eukaryota, Metazoa, Chordata, Actinopteri, Cypriniformes, Cyprinidae. Bases 453 to 1352 code for a protein of 299 amino acids. The transcript has 10 exons. Gene Ontology annotation, biological process: glycine import into mitochondrion. Gene Ontology annotation, cellular component: mitochondrion; mitochondrial inner membrane.